CAGGUGCCAGCUCACCCUUCCAGCUUCCCCCCUACACGUGUUCCGUGACGUGGAUGUCCCCUUGUCUCCCCCACCCCUCCUAUUCCCCCUUUCUCUGUUUCCUCAGAAAUGAAAAUUCGCCGAUGAAUUUCCGACCGACCGUUUCAGGCUGUUAGCUUUCGGAGUUUCUAAGUUUGUUCAGCUUGAAGUCUUUCGGCAAGCUUCGAUACACAGAUACUUAGCUUAGUUUUGAUUAAUCAGUGAAAAGAAAACACAAGGGGUACUUCUGGAUCAUUGAUUAGUCAUGGGGAGCAGCGAGGAAGGGAAAUGUUCUAAGCCCGAGAAAUCAUCCCCUUCCACACCGGACCACGGGAACGCUCCCAUGUAUCUUGAUUGGGCAGCAUUACAGGGUUAUUAUGGUCACCGGGUUGCCAUACCUCCGUAUUUCAACUCAGCCGUUGCACCUGGUCAUGCCCCUCACCCAUACAUUUGGGGCCCACCCCAGCCUAUGAUGCCACCUCCUUAUGGUGCACCUUAUGCAGCAAUAUAUGCUCAUGGAGGAGUUUAUGCUCACACUGGAGUUCCAGUUGGAACACGUGCAAAUGGUCUUGACAUUCCUCCACCUGAAGCACUUGCUGCUGAUUCUACGGGUAUGGAUAUAUCGGGCAAGUCUUCUGGAAAAGAAGACCGAGGAUUGAUCAGUAGACUGAAAGGGUUUGAUGGGCUUGCAAUGUCAAUCGGAAACAACAAUGCUGACAAUGGCAAUGGAAAGACUAACAACCCACAUUCCAAUAGCAUGGAAACUGAUGGUUCCAGUGAUGGAAGUAAUGCAGCAACGGUGGGUGAAAAAUCUAGGAGAGGAAGCAGGGAGACGACUCCCACUACCGCUGAUAAGACUACCAAAAGCCAUACAGCUCUGGCUCAGGAACUUGAAAGGCCAUCUAAGAAAGUGGCUGCUAGUCCGGGUUCAGCUGGGCAAGUAGUAAUGGGAAUGGCUGUUACCCCUAACAUGACAACAUCACUGGAUCUAAGAAGCCCUUCCAUUGCAAAUACUAAAUCUAGCCCAAGUGAUGUUCCAUCUCUUGGGCCACCUAUGCCAAAUGAAGCUUGGACACAGAAUGAGCGCGAAUUGAAGCGUGAGAAGAGGAAGCAGUCUAACAGGGAAUCUGCUAGGAGAUCAAGAUUGAGAAAGCAGGCUGAGACUGAAGAGUUAGCUAAGCGCGUCCAAACACUAACUGCUGAGAACGUAAACCUUAAAUCCGAGAUAAACAAAUUAGCAGAGAACUCGGAGAAACUGAAGAUUGAAAAUGUCACUCUCAUGGAGAGACUGAAAAGAGAGAAACUUGGGCAAAUGGGGGAGAUGAUAUUAGGUAGGAUUGAGGAGAAAGGGGCGCAGCCGGUGACUACUGCAAACCUGCUUGCGCGAGUGGACAACUCGGACUGUGGGGACAAAAAUGGAGAGGAAGGUGGUGAAGGGUACGAGAGAAGCGGCAAAUCAAGAACGAAGCUGCACCAGCUCCUUGAUGCAAGUCCCAGAACAGAUGCUGUGGCUGCCAGGUGAUUCAGCUGCCCGCAUAUAAUUGGUCUCAUGUGGUUUUGGCAUAUUAAUCAGCCCAAAAUUACUGCUAACUCCUAGAGAAAAAAGAAAGAAGAAGAAGAAGAAGAAGAAGAAGAGAAACAAGGUGCUGCAUACACUCAAUUGUAAUCUGUAAUAUUGUAACUUGGCUGGCAGACUGUGACUCCACUUUUUUUCUUUUGGCUCCACAUUGUUUGUUACAGUUUCGUUUCAUGUUAGCCGUGCGGGCAGAGGCUAAUUUGGGACACGGGUAUGUCGAUUCACUCGCUCUCUCGCUCACACAUUAGUGUGUGUGAGAGAGAGAGAGUGAAUCGGUCGAGUCGUGUGCUGAAUUAGAUACUGCACGCAUUGGGUAUAUCGUGAAUUGAACUACGCCUUCCGUAUGUAUUUAUAUGGAAAGAGUUGAGUUGUUCAAGGGUUCAACCAUAUGUGUUUUACUGAGUGUUUUUGUUUUUUAUUUCGGUGUGGGGUUGACAUUUGGGAGUUUUGGGGAUUGUGGUCCUCAGACAAGAAAAUGUAUACUGAAAUGAUUUGCUAUUUUUGGCUAUAGGUUAGACCUGCAUU
Messenger RNA from Cuscuta campestris, 2119 nucleotides. Lineage: Eukaryota; Viridiplantae; Streptophyta; Magnoliopsida; Solanales; Convolvulaceae. The record is from the annotation of a GenBank genome assembly.